GAGAGGGUGAGGGGGUGGGGAGGUAGGGAAGGGCCAGUCCCAAGGGGCAGGUGGGGCCUUUGGGAGCAGGGACACCCUGAUCCAACAGAAGAACUUGUCUCCUGUGCCGCCAUGAAGAAGUUUUUCACUUUCUGGAGAAGGAACGAUGAGCCGGUGAGCCCCUACUCAGACCUGCCCGUAGGCCGGGCCAGGACCAGUACUCGUCACCUCACCCAGCCGGGCUACAACCUUCGAGAUAAGGACUUAAAGAAACUUCACAAAGCUGCCUCAGUUGGGGAUUUGGAGAAGGUGAAGAAGUACCUUCAGCUGAAGAAACAUGAUGUGAAUAUACGGGACAGAGAAUACAGAACACCUUUGCACCUGGCCUGUGCUAAUGGAUAUUCAAAUAUUGUAUCUCUCUUAAUUGAGAAACAAUGCAAAAUAAAUGCCUGCGAUAGGGAAAACCGGUCUCCAUUGACUAAGGCAGUACAGUGUGCUAAGGAGGAUUGUGCUACUAUUCUUCUAGGCCAUGGUGCAGACCCAAAUCUGGUGGAUUUAGAUGGCAAUACUGCUCUCCAUUAUGCUGUCUGUGGCCAAAGUAUCUCUUUAGUUGAAAAAUUGCUUGAAUACAAAGCUAAUCUUGAAGAUCAAAAUAAGGAUGGGUAUACUCCACUGUUACUUGCCAUUACUGAAAAUAAUGCAAAAAUGGUAGAGUAUCUUCUGAAGAGAGGGGCAGAUGUGAAUGCUUCAGAUAAGAAUCAAAGAACAGCCCUUAUGAUUGCUCUAAGCGAUGAACCAACAAAUUUAGUCAGUCUUCUUCUUCAGCAAGAAGUGGACCUGUCUUGCCAAGAUAUUUAUGGAUUCACAGCUGAGGAAUAUGCUUCUUUUAAUGGUUUUACUGUAUAUCAUCAAUUAAUUGCCAAUUAUGGAAGGGAGAAGAAAGUUGAACAGAUGUCUAAUUCUGAAGAUACAGCCUUGGGCACUACAUCUGAUACAGAAGAACUGAAUGAAGACAUAUAACCUCAUUUCUACAAGUCCUUUGCUACUGCCUUGAAUUAGAAAAGUCUGUUUUGAAAGAGCAAUUAAAUGAAAUGUCACAACAUUUCACUGACUACUCAUUUAAAGAAAAGUUUGUUAAUGGAGAACAAUUUUCACCUUAGAAGAUGUGAAGAGAUUUCAAAAGACAAACAUCUAUAAUCAUGAGCUCUCAGUUGGAAGGAUACAAUUUGUGUUCAGCUUAUAGUCAGCAAAAGUCUUUUUAGUCAGAAUUUUGAAUGGGGUAUUCGUUAAGUGUAAACUUUGAAACAUAGUGUGCUAGGCAUACAUUAGAGCAUUUAAAUAAAGUAAAAAUAUUAACAUGUCAGCUAUAAAA
Messenger RNA from Lontra canadensis (Northern American river otter), 1351 nucleotides. It is a transcript of the gene ANKRD7, whose product is annotated as ankyrin repeat domain 7. The coding region runs from base 112 to 999 and encodes 295 amino acids. The transcript has 7 exons. The record is from RefSeq and is a predicted model, not a curated record. Gene Ontology annotation, molecular function: protein binding. NCBI's taxonomy places the organism in Eukaryota, Metazoa, Chordata, Mammalia, Carnivora, Mustelidae.